GGAGCGGCCGCCGCCCGCCUCGGGAGAAAGGGGGUGGGAAAGGGGGGGGGAGCCGUGCGCCUCCCCCUUGCCAGGUCCUCGGGGAGCGAGGCUGCAGGUGGGGGCUCUGCCGCUUGGGUCUCGCUUGGAAACGCCUCGGGCAGGGAAAGUUUCCGCUCUCUUCUCGUCCCCUUUUCCUCCUUUUUCUUUCUCUCUCUUCUUUCUUUCUCUCCUUUUUAUCCUCUCCGCUGACCCUGUGGCACCAUGACGGCAUCUCCCGACUAUCUGGUGAUACUCUUUGUGACCACGGCGGGCACCAACGGGGCAAGGCUGGGCUCAGACGAGCGAGAGCUGCUCCAGCUCCUAUGGAAAGUGGUCGACCUGAGGAGUAAGGAGCUGGGGCACCUGCAUGACGUGCUGGUCCGGCCUGACCACCCGGAGCUGACGGCUGAGUGCCAGGAGAUCACCCAGGUGGAUGUGGAGAGCCUGGCACUGGCUCCACCGCUGGAGCAGGCACUGAGACAGUUUAAUCAGUCUGUGAGCAAUGAGCUGAACAUUGGUGUAGGUACUUCCUUCUGUUUCUGUACCGAUGGACAGUUGCACAUUAGGCAGGUUCUGCACCCUGAAGCUUCCAAAAAGAGUAUCUUACUGCCUGAAUGCUUCUACUCCUUUUUUGACUUGCGGAAAGAGUUCAAGAAGUGUUGCCCCGGCUCACCUGAAGUUAGCAAACUCGAUGUUGCGGCCAUGAGAGAAU
This is a messenger RNA of Empidonax traillii (willow flycatcher), 733 nucleotides long. RefSeq names its product epithelial splicing regulatory protein 1-like. Lineage: Eukaryota; Metazoa; Chordata; Aves; Passeriformes; Tyrannidae. Gene Ontology annotation, molecular function: 3'-5'-RNA exonuclease activity; nucleic acid binding. Gene Ontology annotation, biological process: exonucleolytic trimming to generate mature 3'-end of 5.8S rRNA from tricistronic rRNA transcript (SSU-rRNA, 5.8S rRNA, LSU-rRNA). The transcript has 4 exons. The annotation marks the transcript as partial. The record is from RefSeq and is a predicted model, not a curated record.